AUGCCACGUUUCCUCCUCCAAGACGCCACCGUCUACGCCUUUAACGUCUCCGGGAAUCCACCGAACCUCCUCACGUCAAAUUUCCAAAUCACUCUCUCUUCACGUAACCCUAACGACAAGAUCGGCGUUUACUACGACCGCCUUGACGUCUACGCUACUUACCGGAACCAACAAAUCACUUUCCGAACAUCAAUCCCUCCGACGUAUCAAGGUCACAAAGAAGUCAACAUAUGGUCUCCGUUUGUCUACGGAACCUCCGUUCCGGUGGCUCCUUUUAACGCCCUUGGUCUUGACAACGAUCAAGAUAACGGUGCCGUUAAUUUGAUCAUUAAAGCUGACGGUAGAGUGAGGUGGAAAGUUGGGACUUUUAUUACCGGAAAGUAUCAUCUUUAUGUCCGAUGUCCGGCGUUUAUUAACUUCGGUAAUAAAGCUGCCGGAGUUGUCGUCGGAGAAAACGCCGUUAAGUAUACGUUCACUAGUGGCUGUCGUGUUAGUGUCUAA
Messenger RNA from Arabis nemorensis, 501 nucleotides. NCBI's taxonomy places the organism in Eukaryota, Viridiplantae, Streptophyta, Magnoliopsida, Brassicales, Brassicaceae. The record is from the annotation of a GenBank genome assembly.